This is a messenger RNA of Colletotrichum higginsianum IMI 349063, 903 nucleotides long. RefSeq lists its product as uncharacterized. The record is from RefSeq and is a predicted model, not a curated record. NCBI's taxonomy places the organism in Eukaryota, Fungi, Ascomycota, Sordariomycetes, Glomerellales, Glomerellaceae. Bases 1 to 903 code for a protein of 300 amino acids. The transcript is spliced from 2 exons.
AUGCAAGAGAGAGGCCAGAGGGGAUGUGUGUGUGUGUGUGUGUGUGUGUGUGUGUGUUUUGAGACUGAGAGAAGAGACGACGGCGUUCCGGGUGCGUUUCGUUUGCUCCUCUCGCUGCUGCUCAGGAAACUAUUGGCAGACAAGACAGACCGACUCUUGAUGUUGGGGCUGCCCCCCCCCGUUGUCGCUUUGGUCGAUUCGAGAUUUUCUUCCUUUAAAUCCCUCUUCUUCUUGUCCCUCCCGCCUCUCAGCAACCGGCUCAUCUCGGUACAUUGGGAAGGGGUGGCUUUUCCCCCCUCCCGUUUGUGUGAGGUCAAAAUUUGUAGCGGGGGGGAAGAACUCGACAGUAAAGGACUGAUGAAUGGGAGCAGAAGUCGAGGCCGGUACUCUGCCGCCCAGUAUCGCCGUAGGCGCCGUACUGUCAGAUCGCUGCAGGCGCAUGCCUACCCCGCACAGUGUUUGCGCAAGCUCAUGACGUGUAAAGCAGCCGACCGAAUACAUGCAGGCCGAAGUCUGGAUGGCUCACGAGAUACCAAGCCGGCACCACGUACCGAAUCACAGGUCAAGCCUUGUUCCCCAUUCUUCAUCGGCAGGCCCUGUCAUGAGAGCAUGUCCGUGUCUCCUUUUCUUGCCGAUGCAAGUUUUGUUCUCGCUCGCCCUUUUUUCUCCACCUAUUCCAGUGCGGUUUUCAAUACAACACUGAAGCACUUGCGCACAUCCAUUCUCUUUGCGGGCCACGGCAAUGGCAGGCAACACAACAUCCUUCCAGUCGCCCAGACGGGGCCCCGAAUCAGGAUCGCAUUGAACCACACGCACCAAGGCCCGUUUCCCUUUCGCCGCUUCCUCGCCUGCCCGCACCCUCACUUACUGGACGACCUGGCUUGUGGUUAUUUGACGCGCUGA